ACACAUGGGGUACCUUAUCUCUGUGCCGUUUUCACCAAUGCUCUGGGACAAGGCUGAGGUUGCUGUCAGGAAAUACUCGACCUUAAGGUGGGCCUUUACUUUUAGAGAUGAAUGUACGUGUACACCAGGGCGGGACUGACAACUCAUGGGGCCCCCGGGCAAUAGGAAAUCAUGGGGCUCCUGUGUCCUCACCCACUCUCAAACCACACCCACCCAAAAAGCCUAUGAAAGGUACCAGGGGCAUCUCAUGGGGUCCCCUACUGACCCAGGGCCCUCGGGCAGUGCCCAAGUUUCCAAAU
Staurois parvus is the source of this 299-nucleotide messenger RNA. Lineage: Eukaryota; Metazoa; Chordata; Amphibia; Anura; Ranidae. The record is from the annotation of a GenBank genome assembly.